ACUCUCUUUCUAUCAACCCAAUUGAGGAAACAUCAAAACAAACGGCUGGAUUAGGACCAGCUCUUACGUUACGGACUGCGUUGGACAAAGUUGAUUGCCAUUAAUUUUAUUGAAUUUCAUAUAGUUGGAAUCACUAAAAAAUACUUUCUUAACAGUGUUGGCAUAAAUGGAUUACGAAAAAUCUUGUUUUCAUGCUUCUAAAGGUUAUUACAGAUUUCUUGUGCUGUUUUUUAAUUGCAUGCUUACAUUUGGGUCCUAUUUCUGCUUUGAUAUGCCAAGUGUGUUACAAGACAGCUUUACAGGGACGUAUGGCAGAAAUUGCACAUUAAACACAAAUAACAUAACUGUAUGCAAAGAACAUCUUGGUUUGUCAGACACAGAGUAUAAUCUACUUUACACAGUUUAUGCUUGGAUGAAUGCUGUUGUUGUGAUUGGGGCUGGUGUUUUAAUUGAUAAAUUUGGUCAAAGAGUUGGUGCAUUGUUUUUUUCAACACUUUGUGUAAUUGGUUCAAUGACCUUUGCAGCUGGAUAUUUUUUCAAAGGAAAAAAAGCUAUGUUUGUGUUGUUUCUCCUUGGUAGACUCAUUUUUGGUGCUGGAAAUGGAUCCUUAACAAUUGCUCAGAGCAAAAUAUCAGCAUUUUGGUUUGAAGGUAAAGAGUUAGCUUUUGCUUUUGGUUGCACAUUAUCAUUUUCCAGGCUGGGUAGUGUUUUUAAUUUUCUGUUCACUGAAUCUUUUGCAGCAAAUCAGGGUUUAAAAUGGACAUUAUGGGGAGGUUCUUUUUUGUGUGUGUUUGGAUGGUUCAGUGCCAUAAUAAUAUUUAUACUUGACAGAAGUGGACAGAGACAGCUAAAUCAGGAACGACCUACAAAGGUUACAGCCAGAAAAAUGCGACUUGGUGACAUACGCAACUUAAACAUUCAGUUUUGGCUUCUUGCUGUUACAACUAUGUUCUUUUACAACACUGUAUUUCCAUUUAUAGCUGAUGCAAGUAAGUUCAUUCAUGAGAAAUAUGGGUACAUAGAUCAGAGGUCAGCAAUUAUAGCUGGUUCAGUUUAUGACAUCUCAUUAAUCCUUACACCUUUGCUAGGAAUAACAGUGGAUUACAUUGGUUACCGUGGCAUAAUGGCAUCUGCAUGUGCAGUGUUUACUAUACCUGUUUUUUCUAUACUUGCAUUUACUGAUUGGUAUCCGUUGAUUGGAACUCUGUUGCUUGGUGCAACAUACUCAGCUGCUGCGACUAGCUUGUGGCCCUCAGUUCCAUUAGUUGUCAACCCUAUUUUUCUUGGUACAGCAAUGGGUCUGAUGACUUCAAUGCAAAUGAUUGGAAUCGGUUCUUGUAAUUUAGUGGUUGGAAGCAUUCUUGAUAGCUAUAAAAAAAAUAUCCACAAGUGGAAAUUUGUUAUGCUAUUUUUAUUUGCAAAUGCUUUAGCAUGUGUCUUGUUGUCUGUUAUUUUAAACAUUAUUGAUUUCAGAUGGAAUGGUGUUUUGAAUAAGACAUCAAAACGCAAGCAAACAAAAAAAGCAUACUUAUCAAAUGAUAAAGAAAGCCUUAUAGUAAAUGAACCACAUGAUGGGGCAUUAGAUGUUGAUGCUAAAAGCAAAAAGAGUUGCUCUGCUUAAGAAACGUUGAAAUUCUACAAUGUUAGAUCGAACUUUUUCUUGAUUUUACUUCUACGCACAAUUAUAAAAAAUUUUAAUAUAAAAGAGUUUUUAUAUAUUUG
Messenger RNA from Hydra vulgaris (swiftwater hydra), 1722 nucleotides. RefSeq names its product major facilitator superfamily domain-containing protein 1. The record is from RefSeq and is a predicted model, not a curated record. Lineage: Eukaryota; Metazoa; Cnidaria; Hydrozoa; Anthoathecata; Hydridae. Gene Ontology annotation, biological process: transmembrane transport. Gene Ontology annotation, molecular function: transmembrane transporter activity.